AUGACCACACCAGUGAAGCGACGCAACUACACCGAUGAGGAGGAUCUGAUGCUCCUGCGCCAAGUCUCUCUCGAACUGCCGUUUUUGGCGCGCCGUGGCCUCAUCAUGGACAAGUGGACGGCUGUAGCGCGGGCCCUUGUCGCGUCCGACGAGUUUACACGCACCGACCUCGAUGCCAAGAAGGCGAACAACCGCUUUAAUGCCCUUAUUGACAGCCACCGCAAGCACAACAAAGAUUCAGAACGAGCAUCCGGGGUCUCCGAGGAAGUUUCAGAGAAGGUCCUUCUGUUGGACGACCUUCUCGCUGUAUUCGACGACGCGAAGGACGAGGAGGCAAAGCGUGUUGUAUCAACACAAAAGGCCAACCAGCACAUUGAAAACUUGGGCAGCAUUGUCCGCGACGAAGCAAUGAUGUCGUUGGGCAAACGAAAGCAAGCAUGCGAUGUCGAAGGUGCUGUCGGUGGCGGCAGCAACAAGGUGGUCAAAAUGAUGGCUAUUCUCAAUGAACAGGCGAAGUCUGACCUAAAAUUUAAGAAGGAAAAGCACAACAGUGAGAUUGAAGAGCGUCGCCAAGAUCGUGAAUUACUGCUGGGGCAUAUUCGUCAGCAAAAUGAGGCGAUGCAAAAACAACAAGAGUUAAUGCAACAACAACAGGAGACGUUGUUAAAAUUGAUGAGUGCCAUCAUUAAUAAAAUUUGA
Messenger RNA from Aphanomyces astaci, 699 nucleotides. RefSeq lists its product as hypothetical. NCBI's taxonomy places the organism in Eukaryota, Oomycota, Saprolegniomycetes, Saprolegniales, Verrucalvaceae. Bases 1 to 699 code for a protein of 232 amino acids. The transcript has a single exon. The record is from RefSeq and is a predicted model, not a curated record.